AUGUUGACCUUCAUAAUUUCAUGCCUUUUUUUCUCUGUUGUUCGAGCACUCCCUACUCUCUUAUCGCGCGACGUUUUUGACCCCCCAAUCACCAGCCCAAGUGCCUCUACAAUUUGGCAAGUUGGUCAGACCGUUACAGUGAUAUGGGAUAUAACCAAUCUUCCUCCUGCCUCGCAACUGACAGACCCGAACGGAACUGUUGUACUUGGCUACAUGGCCAGCUCUACAGACUCGGAACAUCUCAUGAUUGACUCUCCUUUGGCUCAAGACUUCCCCUUGAGUGAUGGAAAUGUCAGCUUCAUUGUGCCUUCUGUAGUUACGCGGUCAGACUACAUCAUUGCUCUGUUCGGUGACUCUGGAAACAUAAGCCCUACAUUCACAAUUCAAGGAACAGAGUCUACCUCAUCUGCGCCUACUACCUCGACCUUUGUUUCUACUCUCUUAUCGACCUCCAGUUCUAUCUCAGUGCCUACAUCAUCUUCGCCUUCUACUCUACAAACUACUGUCGUAACCGAGGCAGAGGCUUCGAGUAGCGCAAGUACUUUCGCUCCGGAAUCGUCAGCGACAAACACUGUAACUAGCGUUAUCACUGUCUCUUCCGGUCCUGCCUCUUCCACGACUGCGGAGAUCGGCAGUGCUUCAAGCCUCUCCAUCUCCUCUACAUCUGGGUCGUCAGCUUCUCCGUCUGCCACUGAGGCAGCAGCAUCUAGCAACAGCGCGUGGCAACCAGGUGUAUCUCAGAGCCAGGUCUACGCAUUCGUUGUCGCUGGCCUACUGGCCGCAUGUCUUCUUUGA
Lentinula edodes (shiitake mushroom) is the source of this 795-nucleotide messenger RNA. RefSeq lists its product as uncharacterized. Lineage: Eukaryota; Fungi; Basidiomycota; Agaricomycetes; Agaricales; Omphalotaceae. The transcript has 4 exons. The record is from RefSeq and is a predicted model, not a curated record. Bases 1 to 795 code for a protein of 264 amino acids.